GGCGCGGACAAGUAAAACGGGUGCGCGCACGACGCACGGACGUGUGACGCCGCAUGCGAAAAGUGCAGUGCUAAAAUUGUGACUUUGCUGAAACUGUAUCGUACGUCGAGGGGUUGUGGCGGUACACUGACACCAGAAAAUACUGACUUCUUUCGUGUCAGAAAAUAUCAGGAAGUCGGUGAAAGGAUCAAAUUUCAAGACUGACGUUGACUGAAUGUUCACACUCCAAUAUUGAUAAGGAACAUGGAGUACUCAAGCACUAUUUUCCUCGCCUUGGCUCUGCUGGUAAUGAUCUGCCACGUCCACAGCGCUCCGAACUCCAGAAGAUCCCGCGCAGCCGCCUUCGCCGAAGAAACGACCAAACGCCAGAGCAAACUUGAAGACGACUUCAAAGAAGAAAUCACUACAUUACCACCAGCACCGUCAAACAGAAAAAACAAAGCUCUCAAUCUAUUCGGAUACUUCCCUUCUUUCCUCUCCUCAGGGUUAGAUUACGCCGAAGAUGACGACGAUGACGUAACUUUUGCAGUGAAUGACGAUAACUUUGAUGAAGAAGACCUCUCACGCACACUCCCGUCCAGGCGUAGACAACAAACUAAAAAGAAAAAUGGCGGCAGUUUCGCCAACGACAAUAUAAAUUCUUUGCAGUACGAUAAUUCGCCAAUUUUCUAUAUCAGAUUACCACCCACCCCUUAUAUGUUCGUGCCAGGCCUAGGGUACGUUUCGCAGCCUCCGAGCAUCGGCCCACCAAUGCCACCUAUGCUGCCUCCAGCCGCUGACCCGUUCAUCAACUUGCCAUUGGAUUUCGUUUCAAAUGGGAAACCUACGGGCGUGUACCAAUGGAAUGGCGGAGCUGGUUACCAACAAGUUCCCCAGAUGCCUCCAGUUGAUUUCGGUUACGGAGGUCCUCAACCCAUGAUGCCGUCUCCACCUCGACCAAACUACAAUGCUCCUUCAUAUUCGAAGCCGAAACCGAAACCAGCGCCCUCUAAUUCGAAAGUGACCAACCUCAAAGGCACGUAUGUUUUCAACGGGAAACCUAACGAUAGUGUUUACGUCUUGAGAGACACGUACAACUCGAUAUAUUCCGAUGCUCUUCAAAAUUUCUACCCCUAAAACUUAGUGCGCUUUUAAAUAGAAAUCGAAUAAAUGGCUCGUAUCGAGCUUUUGACUCUAAGGAUUUUAGAAGAAAUGCUGUCAAGGGACCAAUUGAUUCUUGCCCAAUGCUCGCUCAUAAUUAUUGUAUUGUUUGGGGUUAUAGCAAUAUUGUAAAAAGCGUAAGGAAUAAACGAUGUUGUGUUUAGCACCGCCGAUCUUUGAUACGAUAUAGACGAUCGAAUUUAUUUUUGAUAGUAAGUACUGAAAUAAUUCCUUACCGCUAUAAAUCUUUGUAACAUAGCCUUAUACCUAUAUGAUACGCCUUUUAGUUUAAAACGAAUUAAUGUUUUCCUUAAAAUAUUGUAUGUUAAUCGUAUGAUUCGUAGAAGAUGCAAGAUAUCUUCCUUUGAAAAAAAAAUGUGAUGAAGUAGUUAAUAUUUUACUUUUUUACUCUUUGCUGUUAAUCACUCGAAUGCCUUAGAUAGAUUUAAGAUUAUUCUUGGAAUUUUAGAAAUAAGUAGGCGCAGUGAUUAUUUUCAUUACUUAGGAAUUUUAUAAUUAUCUUCAGUCAAUAACGCCUCCAGUAUAAUGUAAUAAAUUAUUAAUAUUUAUUCUAAUUAUUAAUUUAUUGUAACUUAAUUUAAGCUUUAUUACCUAGGUACAAAAUGAUGUGUAUAAAUAUAACGAUGUUUCCGUCCAGACAAUAAUAAAUAAAAAAUAUGUAAUGUUAGGAACAUUUUAAUUAGGUAGCACAUAAUCCUCCCACUUCAAUGUGGAAGUAUUUAUGUAAAUAACUUAUUAAUUGAUAUCCUAGUUAUUAAUUGUCCAUUAAUAAUUAAACAAACUACUUACUAUCAAACAAACAUUAUUAAGCAGAGCAGUUUUCUUUUUAUUCGCAAUCUUUGUGCAAUAUAGUGACUUAAUAACAUCUACUCUAAUGAAACAACUUCUGGCUGGCACUUUUGUGAUUGCCUAGUCACAGCACAGACUCUGCAAUACUUCCAGUAGAUAACAGCAAUCUUACUUAUUGAUUAUGAGAUCGAUGUAAUUUAGAAAAAAAUAUUUUCUUACUUACUAUAAGUACUUACCUUCAUGGAUAUGAUAUUUUGUGAGAUGGCAACUAUCUUACACUGCAAUACCUAUUUAGGGACCGUCCACUAAUCACGUGAUGUUUUUUUUUAACAUUUUUAACACCCCCAUCUUUAGUGAUAGGUACGUGGUGGUGAUAAGAUUUAAGACUAAAUUAUUACGUGAAUUCUUAUAUAUGACAAGAUGUUCAAGAUGGACUUCGCUGUCGUGGGAAUUUCGAGAUAAAAUUAACCACCUCAAUCAAACAUACAAACUCACAAAGUCACAAACAAUUUCAUAUCUGACUACAUCCCCUGUGAUAUUUCGUUUUUGCUGAAACCCCUUCCCCCGUUUCAAGCCUCAUGUGAUUAAUGGACGAAAUUUUAAUUAAAUAGUAAAAUAUUUUCCUUUAUAUUUAUAUACGCAAACUAUGUAGCUAAGUCAAGCUAAGCACUUAGGUAAGAAAAUUACAGUUUACAUCCUAUGAUAAAUCAUCAAUUGUCUGUAUUUUUUCGUCUCUUUAUUGUAUCUUGUAAGUAGACAUUUUUAACUUUUAUAAGUACCUACCUAUA
Messenger RNA from Plodia interpunctella (Indianmeal moth), 2738 nucleotides. RefSeq lists its product as uncharacterized. The transcript is spliced from 5 exons. Bases 244 to 1116 code for a protein of 290 amino acids. NCBI's taxonomy places the organism in Eukaryota, Metazoa, Arthropoda, Insecta, Lepidoptera, Pyralidae. The record is from RefSeq and is a predicted model, not a curated record.